This is a messenger RNA of Maniola jurtina (meadow brown), 1703 nucleotides long. RefSeq names its product fukutin-related protein. The transcript has 5 exons. Bases 167 to 1657 code for a protein of 496 amino acids. Gene Ontology annotation, biological process: protein O-linked glycosylation via mannose. Lineage: Eukaryota; Metazoa; Arthropoda; Insecta; Lepidoptera; Nymphalidae. The record is from RefSeq and is a predicted model, not a curated record. Gene Ontology annotation, cellular component: Golgi apparatus.
GUGGUGUCAACUGUCAAGUGUGAGAAAUUUCGCAAAAAACCUGUCUAUAAAAUGCGAAGCAUUACUAAAAAAUAUAUAAAAGUUGUAUAUCCUAGAAACUAGUCUUUUAUCUAUUUAUCAAAAACCAAUACUAUGAAUGAAAUGAUUACAUUAAUGAAUAAGAAUAAUGCUCCAUCGACUGUUACGUGGUCGCUUGACAUUCAAAGUGUAUCUUCUUAUUGGAAUAAUAGCGAUAAUUGUUUGCGGCUAUUUGAUUCCUCAAUAUAAGAUAUAUCCAAUAGCUCCGGUAACCACUUCGAGUUCAGCACCGUCUCAUUCAACGAGGCAUUUGUCCAAACUAGUGACUGUUGUGUUUCGACAGUUUGAGGAUUUUGAGAAUGAUAUCGCUGAAAGUGUGCAGUCGUUUGUGUCCGCAUACCCAAAUAUACAGAUCUUGGUGUUGUGCCAACGGAGGCAGUAUCCUCCGUUCCAGUUUUCUGCUACAAAUGAGACUUUACGUAAUGUGAGGAUCUUGUCACUUGAAUUUCGAUUAGAUAAGUCUCCACGGGACCUGGACCCUCUGACGUAUGUUUCCACCGAAUAUGUGUUAUUCGUACCUGAUUCGACGCGUGUUUCUCGUCGCGUAUUCCAGCAGAUGGCGAUUGCUGCAACAACUUAUCCAAGUCAAGCUAUAACAGUUGGUAUAGGCAACGCACGGUUAACAUGUCAACAAUUAAAAUGGGCAUAUUCUGAAUGGACUCUCAAGUACAGUAAAGAUUCCUCGUUGAAACUUUGUGACGCUGUUCAGGGUCAACAUGCUUUGCUGAUCAAAACUACAGUACUUCACACAUUACCCAAGCCAUUUACUUUUCCCUUCCCUGAAUCUUUAUACUUACAGACUGCAGCAAAAGGUUUAAAGGUACAGAUAUUAGAGAGUAAGUUUGCAGCAGGCAAGAAUGUGCUGAAGACCCCAGCUUCGAAGCAGAAGGCCACUAAACAGACCAGAGAUUAUAGAGUGGCCUUGUAUAAAGAGCUGGGUGUAAAGGCUGUUGUGAAAGAAGAUGGUAGAGUGCAGUGGUUUGGUUGUAAGAGAGAAUCUCAGCGAUGUUUUCCACCGGUCCAAAGAACCCCGUCGUAUCUACUCGCGGGGCGCAACACCCCGCCGUGCUGUCGCCGCAACAUUCGCCGCACGGCCGCUCAUGUGUUGCGAGCUUUAACGCAAGCGGGUGCAAGAUGUUGGCUGGAGACCACAUCGUUGCUGGGAGCUGUUGCACAUGGCGACCUUCUCCCUUGGGUGGAAUACGCCGAGAUAGGCAUCCACUCGUCCGACCUCCCCCAGGUCUCGUGGCUACAACGCGGCGGCGCAGACAACGACGGCUUUGUAUGGGAGCGAGCGACCAAGGGCCAUUACUACAGAGUUGCCUAUUCAGCCACUAACAGAGUAUACGUGCUGAUAUUGCCGUUCGCAGCGCGGAACGGCACGAUGUGGCCCGCGGACUGGGUGCUGGCGCAUCAGCGGGAGUUUCCUGAACGACAUUUGCACCCAUUAGCUCAGAUCCAGUUUGUUGGUCGUCAAGCGCCAGCACCCAACGACGCUCGCGCCUUCCUGGACCUCAAACUUGGUCCGGGCGCGGUGGAGAAAUCCGAAAAACUCGGCCCUAAACUUCUAUAUCCAUAGAAUAAACCAAAGAUCUAGCGUAUGUACUGUGCAAAAUUUGACUCGA